AGGGAUCCUGGCAAGUUCACUUUGGUACCAAGUGGCAGGCGGGCUGCGGAGCUCGGACGGGCGAUGGAGAAGGAUGAGAUCCACCUGCGCAGGCUGCCGGCCGCCGCGCCCUGGGGACCGCACGGAGACAGCGAGUUUCAUGGGGUGGAUUUUCUGCCAGAGGAUCUCAGUGAGGCUCCAGAGGAGACAGGAAUGAGGGUGAACAAGAAGUACUCCUGUCUGCCUGCUGAGGAGAAGGGCAUCCACAUUAUCAACAUCCGAGCCAUCGAGGACAUCGGCUACGACCAGCAUGAGAGCACGUUAUUAAAUUCCCUAUCCAAAAACCCAGAUGCUGACUGCAAAUACGGGCUGUACUUCAGAGAUGGCAAGAGGAAGGUGGACUACAUCCUGGUUUACCACUACAAGAAGUCCUCAGCUGGGAGGACUCUGGCCAGGAGACCUCAGCAGAAUGAUGCCAGUGUCCGAAGCACCAGGCAGGACCAGCCCCUCCCUGGGAAGGGGGUGCAGCUGGAGAUGGGGGACAGUGAGCCUCACAUGGAUUACCACGAGGACGACAAGAGGUUCCGCAGGGAGGAGUACGAGGGGAACCUCGUGGAGGCUGGGCUGGAGCUGGAACGCGAUGAAGAUACCAAAAUCCAUGGGAUUGGAUUUGUAAAAAUACAUGCACCAUGGAAUGUAUUGUGUCGAGAGGCAGAAUUCCUUAAGCUCAAGAUGCCCACAAAAAAGAUGUAUCAGAUCAACCAGACCCACGGCCUCCUGAAAAAGAUCAAUUCUGUGAUUCAAAAAAUAACGGAGCCCAUCCAGCCCAAAGUAGCAGAGCACAAACCUCAGACAGUGAAGCGCCUCUCCUACCCCUUCUCCAGAGAGAAGCAGCACUUAUUUGAUUUGUCUGACAAAGAUUCCUUCUUUGACAGUAAAACCAGGAGCACUAUAGUUUAUGAAAUAUUGAAAAGAACAACGUGUACCAAAGCAAAAUAUAGCAUGGGGAAAGGAGAGGGAAGAAAGAAGGAAACUGCCCUUUUAAAUAAAAGACGAAAAUGUGGUAAAUAUGGGAUCACCAGCCUGCUUGCCAAUGGGGUUUACAGUGCUGCAUAUCCUCUGCAUGACGGUGACUAUGAAGGUGAAAACGUGGAGCCCAAUGACAGAAAACUCCUGUGUGAGGAGUGGGCGAGCUACGGGGUGUUUUAUAAAUACCAGCCCAUCGACCUGGUGAGAAAAUACUUUGGAGAGAAGAUCGGGCUAUAUUUUGCCUGGCUGGGAGUUUAUACACAAAUGCUCAUUCCAGCUUCAAUUGUAGGGAUUAUCGUUUUCCUCUAUGGCUGUGCAACUGUGGAUGAGAAUAUACCCAGUAUGGAGAUGUGUGACCAGAGAAACAACAUCACCAUGUGUCCCUUGUGUGACAAAACGUGCAGUUACUGGAAGAUGAGCUCUGCUUGUGCCACUGCCCGUGCAAGUCAUCUGUUUGAUAACCCUGCAACUGUCUUCUUCUCAGUCUUCAUGGCUCUCUGGGCUGCCACCUUUAUGGAGCACUGGAAGAGAAAACAGAUGCGCCUCAACUACAGGUGGGACCUGACUGGGUUUGAAGAGGAGGAGGAGGCAGUCAAGGAUCAUCCAAGAGCAGAAUAUGAAGCAAAAGUUUUAGAAAAAUCAUUGAGAAAAGAACACAAACAUAAAGAGACGGAUAAAGAGAAGCUGACAUGGAAGGACCGUUUUCCAGCCUAUUUAACCAAUUUUGUUGGCAUCAUCUUCAUGGUUGGGCUGACCUUCGCCAUCGUGUUCGGGGUGAUCAUCUACAGGAUCUCCACAGCUGCUGCUCUGGCCAUCAGCUCCACGCCCUCGGGGCGCUCCAGCGUCCGCGUCACCGUCACCGCCACCGCCGUCAUCAUCAACCUGGUGGUCAUCAUCAUCCUGGACGAGGUGUACGGCUGCAUCGCCAGAUGGCUCACGCAGAUCGAGGUACCAAAGACUGACAAGAACUUCGAGGAGCGGCUGAUUUUCAAGGCUUUCCUGCUGAAAUUUGUCAACGCCUACACGCCCAUUUUCUAUGUGGCUUUCUUCAAAGGCCGAUUUGUUGGACGUCCAGGCGACUACGUCUACAUUUUCCAUUCCUUCCGAAUGGAAGAGUGUGCCCCAGGAGGUUGCCUAAUGGAGUUGUGUAUCCAGCUCAGUAUUAUCAUGUUGGGCAAGCAGCUGAUCCAGAACAAUUUGUUUGAGAUUGGCAUCCCAAAAAUGAAGAAGUUUAUACGAUACUUGAAAUUGAAGCGUCGGCGUUCUCUAGACCAUGAAGAGCACAUGAAGAAAAAGCAGCGCUAUGAAGUGGACUAUAACCUGGAGCCCUUCGCUGGACUCACCCCUGAGUACAUGGAAAUGAUUAUCCAGUUUGGGUUUGUAACUUUGUUUGUUGCCUCCUUCCCGCUGGCACCUUUGUUUGCUUUAUUGAACAACAUCAUUGAAAUCCGUCUGGAUGCCAAAAAAUUUGUUACUGAGCUGAGGAGACCGGUAGCAGUGAGAGCAAAGGAUAUAGGAAUCUGGUAUAAUAUCCUCAGAGGUAUUGGAAAGCUUGCUGUCAUCAUAAACGCAUUUGUGAUCUCAUUCACAUCCGACUUCAUUCCACGCCUCGUGUACCUGUACAUGUACAGUGAGAAUGGCACCAUGCAUGGCUUCGUCAACCAUACACUAUCCUCUUUUAAUGUCAGCGAUUUCCAAGCAGGAACAGCUCCUAAUGACCCCCUGGAUCUUGGCUACGAGGUUCAGAUAUGCAGGUAUAAAGAUUAUAGAGAACCCCCCUGGUCUGAAAACAAAUAUGACAUUUCAAAGGAUUUCUGGGCUGUCCUAGCAGCAAGAUUGGCAUUUGUGAUAGUUUUCCAGAACUUGGUCAUGUUCAUGAGUGAGUUUGUUGACUGGAUUAUCCCAGACAUUCCCAAGGACAUUAGUCAGCAGAUUCACAAGGAGAAAGUUCUCAUGGUGGAGGUCUUCAUGAGGGAAGAGCAAGGCAAGCUGCAGAUGCUGGAAACCUGGAAAGACAAGGACAAGAGAAAAGGGGAGAACUGCAACAACCACAGCCCCAGGCUCUCGAGGAGCCGCAGUGGGAGCUUGUCCUCUUGCCAUUCCUAUCCUCUGGACGUUUAGGCGAGGAGGGAGCUGAGGCUGUCGGGCAUUCCAGAGACAAAAGCCAUGGCACCAAGGGCAAGACUCCAGUACGGACACCCCAGUGCAUGUUGAAGGAUGUGCUGCCAUUUUGCUCCCAUCUUUGUGAGAAAUGCCCUUCUUGCAAACAUGGAGGACCACGUUCUAUUUCUGACAAUGUUGGGGUUUUGUUUUGUUUUUUGUUUUUCUUUUGCACAAGCAGUAAUGCAGGGAGUUUUUGUAUUUCAUCCUGAGGUAGCACUAUCGACGUUGGCGUGCAUUAAGAAAUGCAGGUACUUAGAACAAUCUUGUUGGAGAUAUUCUCUGAGAAUCUGAUCUUAGCCUUUCAAUUAGCUAAUGAAAUAACGGUAAAUUUGAAGUCAUUAUAAUAAUAAUAAUGCUAAUUUGAACUAUUUUUGGAAAGCUGGGUUUGAAGGUCCAUGGGGUAACUUGCUAAAAGAUAUGCAAAAUCAGUAUUCCCUAGUAUUCCAUAAAUCCUUACCAGACUGACUUGCUUCCCAAGACUGGGUUUAGCUUUGUGAGUCUGGGCUUUGGAGUCCCAAAGAUGUGGGAGAGGGACUUGUGGCAGCCUGCUGUGUCCCCCAGACCCUCUCUGGGGCACCACUGCCUCUGGAAACAUCAGCACAGGGAUUCUGGGCAGUGCUUUCUUGGCAGCAGCAGCACAAUUGCAGAGAUCCUCCCAGCAGGCCCAUGGUCACGGAGCAUUUGUUAAAUGCCCUGAGUUAAUGAGCACACAGAGAGCUCCAGUGACUCUCACUGCCCUGCCAAGCACUCACACGCUGCUGUUGCUGAGGAAAUUCCCUUUUCCCCGAUGGUUCAGCACAUCCCUGCCCCAGCCUGGCUUUUCCCUGUAGCCCUCUGGAGCAGGACAAGGGAGUGCUUGCACCCGUGUUUCACAGCCAGCUUUUCCCACAGACUUCCUGCUGUUGGCUGGCACUGUCCAGAGGCUGUGCCAGGGGAGUCAAUCCCAAAUGCAUCCCACUUGCUGUCUUCAGUGGAAGCUUUGCCUGCACUGGGGCUACAGGACCAGACCUUCAGCUAGUUACAGGACUUUUCUUUUGUCUUAAAAUCCUCUGUCUUUUGUACAAGGAGCUUUUCCCUAAAGUAUCAGUCUGAAAUCCUUACUUACCAUGACUAGCUAAAUCCCAUCAGUACAGCUCUUUUUAAGCAUAAUAUGUUUUUGUUUUGCUUUGUUGA
Camarhynchus parvulus is the source of this 4344-nucleotide messenger RNA. RefSeq names its product anoctamin 1 (gene ANO1). Bases 64 to 3129 code for a protein of 1021 amino acids. Gene Ontology annotation, biological process: chloride transmembrane transport. Gene Ontology annotation, molecular function: chloride channel activity; protein dimerization activity. Gene Ontology annotation, cellular component: plasma membrane. Lineage: Eukaryota; Metazoa; Chordata; Aves; Passeriformes; Thraupidae. The transcript is spliced from 27 exons. The record is from RefSeq and is a predicted model, not a curated record.